Messenger RNA from Lottia gigantea (owl limpet), 1023 nucleotides. RefSeq lists its product as hypothetical. The transcript has 4 exons. The record is from RefSeq and is a predicted model, not a curated record. Lineage: Eukaryota; Metazoa; Mollusca; Gastropoda; Lottiidae. The coding region runs from base 1 to 1023 and encodes 340 amino acids.
AUGAUUGUCGCUCACGCUCCAAAAACUUAUUUCGGUUCAGGAGAUAUACAAAAAUCAUUGAGUUCUCUUCCUGGAUUUCCAUGGGCGAAAUAUCCCGGAGAAAAACAUCUUCCCGGUCAUAAUUACACUGGUCCAGUUGGAGAUCGAGUUCGUAUUUUCAAAUAUAAAAGUAAAUUAGAAAAAGGUUACGUUGGAUACUGGACAAACGAAAUAUUCAUCGUUGAUAAAGUAAACACCACAUCACCUCCAACAUAUGAAUUAAUCGAUCAAGACAAAGAACAAAUCAUAGUUGAGUUUAGGAAAACAGUUCGAAGAAAUUGUAAUAAAUUUAACUCAUUAAAAAUGGCGAACAAGUUUGGAUUAGGUUCUUUAUCUUUAAAAACCAAAAAACCUAACACUACAGCGUGGAUAAAUAAAGCAAAUCCUUACUUUGUGGAUCAAAUCGGAGACACUCUUCAAGGUGAUUUAGAUAUGAACAAUUUUAGCAUAACUAAUUUAAAGUCUCCGGAAAACGAUAAUGAUGCCAUUCACAAGAAAUAUUUACGGGAACAAAUAAAUUCAAUUGAAGUAAAUAAAAACCAUUUAGAAGAUAAAAUAAGUAAUGUGAAAAGAUUCUUCAUACGUCAACUAAAUAAUAAAAAUUUUGUUAAUGAUACUAAACUACAACAAGAGUUAAAAGUUGAUUCAAUAUUUUUCACACAAGGAUCGCCAUCAUCUAAUAAAUUUAACGCUCGUGAAGUUCUUCAGUUUAUCAAUGGUAGAGUCAAUGUAGAAACUAAAGAAUAUGAAAGUAACGACGAAAAUAACAAGGUUGAUCACUUAUAUGAAAUUAAAACGAGUGGAAAAUAUAUAGAUAGGUUUAGAUUGUUAAUCAUACCAGAUAAAAAAAAUGAUAUUUUUACAUUAGAUGAAUUUAAUAUGAUAUUGGAAACGGAAAGUCCACCAUCAAUGAAUAUUAUUAAAAAUCCAGAACCACAAAAAGAAGGAAAUAUGAAAUACGAGCAACAGACUUUGAAUACGUAA